This is a messenger RNA of Amblyraja radiata (thorny skate), 930 nucleotides long. RefSeq names its product glutathione S-transferase theta 2 (gene gstt2). The record is from RefSeq and is a predicted model, not a curated record. The transcript has 5 exons. Gene Ontology annotation, cellular component: cytoplasm. Lineage: Eukaryota; Metazoa; Chordata; Chondrichthyes; Rajiformes; Rajidae. Gene Ontology annotation, molecular function: glutathione transferase activity. The coding region runs from base 150 to 830 and encodes 226 amino acids. Gene Ontology annotation, biological process: glutathione metabolic process.
UCUAUGUGUGUGUGUGUGUGUGUUAGUUUCAGCGACGCGCUACAACCUUUGAUACAUUUCAGCUGAUACAUUACAUGUUGCAAGUUGCGCGGCGGCCCUGGGGAGCGGAGUGGGUCUGUCGCCGAGAGACUAUCUUCCCCCCCUGACCCAUGGCUUCUCGGCUCCCUCUGCGGGUCUACUACGACCUUCUAUCCCAGCCCUGCAGGGCCGUCCUUCUGUUCCUGAAAUGCACCGGCAUCCCUCACGUCGAGAAGUCGGUCGCUCUGCGGAAUGGUGAGCAAACUAGUGUGGAGUUUACCAAACUGAAUCCGAUGCAGAAAGUGCCGGUGAUUGUGGACAAUGGGUUUGUUCUGACAGAGAGUGUGGCCAUCUUGAAGUACCUGGCGACUAAGUACGAUGUCCCUCAAUUCUGGUACCCGCCUGACCUACAUCAUCGGGCAAAGGUUGACGAGUACAUGGCCUGGCAGCAUGCCAACGUGAGAUUCCACACAGCCAAAGUCUUCAUCCUGGAGGUUCUGAUACCCAACAUGUCCGGACAGCCGGUGGAUACGGACAAGUUGGACAAAGCCCUGCGGGAACUAAGCGUCACCCUGGAUAAAUUGGAAUGCAUGUACCUGAAGAACCAGCCCUUCCUUUGCGGUGAGGAGAUCACACUGGGGGAUAUAUUGGCCAUCUGCGAACUGAUGCAGCCUCUGGGAGCAAAUCGUGACAUCCUGAAAGACCGGCCAAAGCUGGUCGCCUGGAAGGACAGAGUGAAGACAUUUGUCGGCCAGCCCUUUGACGAGGUGCAUUCUUUCGUUUACAAACUGAGGGAUAAAGCCAAACUUUAAAACCAAAUUACCUCGAAAACCCAGCCAAUUUUGUCUGGACUCCUGUGCUACUAAUCCUUUGUUUUGAAAAUACGUGCCUUAUUAAAAUCAGUUAAAUGAG